This is a messenger RNA of Ricinus communis (castor bean), 1290 nucleotides long. Its product is annotated as alpha carbonic anhydrase 1, chloroplastic. Gene Ontology annotation, molecular function: zinc ion binding; carbonate dehydratase activity. Lineage: Eukaryota; Viridiplantae; Streptophyta; Magnoliopsida; Malpighiales; Euphorbiaceae. Bases 162 to 989 code for a protein of 275 amino acids. The record is from RefSeq and is a predicted model, not a curated record. The transcript is spliced from 6 exons.
AAACAGGAAAAGAAAAGAAGGGUGUGGCAAAGGUUUCGAAAAACCACAGCCAAUAUAAGCAAGUCGUUCUCUCUCUCUCUAAAACUAACACAAUAUAAACUAACAAAAAGGCUAUCAUCUUUUCGUCUAUUAAUUAAAGGCUGAGUUCAGAGUACGGGAAGAUGACUCACCGCAGGAUCUCCUUCUUCCCGCUUCUUGUUACAUUGCUAUUUCUUGCUAUUGCUCCUGCAAGAAACAUUGCCGGCGAAAACUCUGUAUCAACUGCAUUCGGUUACCAUGGAUCAAAUGGCCCUUCCAACUGGGGAAAGCUGAACCCGAAUUUCACUUCAUGCGGAAGCGGGAAAUUGCAGUCUCCUAUCAACAUUAACAGGGACAGAACUGUUAUUAACAAAAAUUUGAAACCCUUGCUCAAGGGUUAUAAACGUGCUAAUGCUACUCUUGCCACAAAUGGUGCCGUUGUUGGGGUGCAUUAUGAAAGUGAUUGCGGAGGGAUGAACAUAAAUAACAAAAUGUAUGCCUUGAAGCAAAUGCACUGGCAUUCUCCCUCCGAGCAUAUGAUUGAUGGGAUCCAGUAUCCUCUGGAGCUUCACAUGGUCCACCAGUUAGGAGACGGCAGCUAUUCUGUUAUUGCAAUCCUGUACCAAUACGGUGAAGCUGAUCCAUAUCUCGCCCAGAUUGAGAAAAGUCUGGAUCAGCUGGCUGAGGAAGUGAAUAAAGGUGGUAAAGAGGCUCAAGUCCCACUGGGUAUAAUCAAUCCUAAAAUCUUGAAGAGAAGUAGCCGUAGAUUCUUCAGAUAUGUUGGCUCUCUUACCACUCCUCCAUGCACAGAGGAUGUCAUCUGGAACAUCAUUCCAACGGUAAGAACCGUAUCAAAGAACCAGGUGCGAGCACUAAAAGCUCCAUUGAACCAAGCUUACAAGAAUAACUGCAGGCCUUUACAGUCCUUAAAUGGCAGAAAAGUUGAGAUUGCGCCAAGAGCUGAUGCUUAAGUUAGCAUCGUGAUCAUGAUUAGUUAACUUCUAUAAUCCUGUUAAUCCUUAAUAAAUAUAUAUAUAUAUAUAUAUAUGGACCAGUUUAGCAUUCCUUCUAAUCAUUUUGCCUUUUCCAACUGUGUUUGUAGCAAUAUUUUGACCCUUAACCAUUUCACUGUAUGAACAGUUCUACUCUUGCCUAAAUAAUGAAUAAGGCCAAUGAGUUACUGCUUUAUCUUCAGUUUCUGUAGACCUCAAUUUAACAUAUGUAAAACCCAAAUUUCUUUAAUUGAGUUAACAUCAUUAUACACUGUUGAAA